Molecule: messenger RNA, 255 nt
Organism: Gongylonema pulchrum
Lineage: Eukaryota; Metazoa; Nematoda; Chromadorea; Rhabditida; Gongylonematidae
Source: the annotation of a GenBank genome assembly
AUGACGGCGCUUCGCAUGGAGUCUUUUGAGAUGCAUGAAUUCUUGGCCGUUAUUAAGAAACACGUGUACUUGGGCCUCAUUCUGAACGUCAAAAAAGCAUGCGUGACGUGUCGUUGGCUUUUUCCGGGUACACUGUUAACUAGAAACCGCGCACGAACGGCUGUCGUUGGACCAAACACUGUGCAUCGAAGUGGUGAGGGAUCGUCUUAUGAUUAUGGGCCUAUCGAUAAAACCGGUUUGUGCAUUUCUUAUUAA